GUUCUUGGUUCGCGCGCUAUGUUACCUGUUGGAACGCGUGAACCAGCACGGCCUUGUGCGCGAGCGCACCGCAGGUUCGACUCGAAGUCAGUUCCACCCCAGACUACGGCACGAACGCCCGUGUUGCGUUCACUUACACUGUGAAUCCAACAACACGAUCCUGUCCAAUUAGUGUUCCCGCGAGAAACGAGUUAAGUGGCCGGUUCGGCAAGUGAAGUACUCAGCCAAAGAGAGAAAUGGACUGAUGUGCGCGUUCGGUACGAUGUUUAUGUGCAAUUUAAGUGCGAGCUAAUGCAAAAUGAAACUAUGUAAUAAGUGAAGUUUGUGAAAUAAAAACAAUGUGUUCAGCGUGUAUCACACGCGUGCUGCUGGUGCUCAGCGCUGUUUUGACAGCGUGGAGCGCAUCUCUGUCGGCGACUACAGGGGCUCGCUACCAAGCUCCUGAUGAAUGUCGUUGGACGACGGACGACGACGGUUCAGGAGUUGCACUUUUGUGCAGACUGAGGACUAUAAAUAGUGAAUUAGAAAACACAAACUUUAGUGCAAUUCAACCGCAUCUUACUGUUAGGUUGCACCUCGAGUGCAGUGAUGCAUUGCUAUUCCAAAGCUCACUAUCACCCGGCAGUUUUCGACAACUGGUUGAACUGCGAGAACUUACUAUAGAGUAUUGCAAAAUCGGAAAUCUUUCCGAUGGAGCUUUUACCGGUCUUCGCGAACUGAGAAACUUGACGAUAAAAACUCACAAUACGGAAUGGUCUACUAUGUCACUUGAAAUAACAUCAACAGCAUUCACGAGAGAUGUACAAAAUCUCGAGAGAUUGGAUCUGAGUGAAAAUAAUAUGUUAACGUUUCCCGAAGGUGCACUAUGCACUCUGAGAAAUCUCGAAUAUCUCAACAUGACGGGAAAUAGAAUGAGAGAUAUAAGUCAUUUCCAAUUCUCAACAGCUCAUCGCCACCCAACGGAAAAGUGUGGAGACAACCUAACAAUUUUAGAUCUUUCACGUAAUAUUAUAGAUACACUUCCACCUAGUCUUUUAUCUGGACUGAGAAGACUGAAAAAAAUAUAUUUCCAAAGUAAUAGAAUGAAUUCAAUCGCAGAUAAGGCACUGGAAGGGUUAGUUUCAUUGACUACGAUAAAAUUUUCUGACAAUCAGUUAACAAGCCUACCACCAGAACUUUUUAGUGACACUAAAGAAUUAAGAGAAAUAUAUUUGAACAACAAUACCAUUACUGUAUUAGCACCGGGAUUAUUCAGUGAUCUUUAUCAAUUAUUGGUUUUGGAUUUAUCAUACAAUGAACUUACAUCAGACUGGAUAAAUACCUCAACAUUUUCUGGAUUGAAACGCCUGAUAUAUUUAGAUUUUUCCCAUAACCGAGUGUCGAAAAUGGAAAUUGCGUUAUUCCGAGAUCUACAUAACUUACAGAUACUAAAAAUGCAGGAGAAUUUUAUAGAGCAUAUUCCAGAAAAUGUAUUCAGUUCACUAGGCAAUUUGCACACAUUAAUUUUAUCGAACAAUAGACUGACAAACAUUGAGAGCUACGCAUUUACCGGCCUGCAAGCAUUGUCCGUGCUGUCUAUAGACAGCAACCGCAUAUCUAAAAUACACCCACAUGCAUUACGCAAUUGCUCUUCGUUACAAGACCUGCAUAUUAAUGGAAACAGGUUGGAUGAAGUCCCUACUGCUUUAAAAGAAAUACCACAGUUGAAAACCCUAGACUUGGGGGAAAAUUUAAUUGUAAGCAUAGAAAAUGCUUCUUUCAUGACAAUGAAACAAAUGUAUGGAUUAAGACUCACAGAAAAUAACAUCGGUAACAUAACCAAAGGAGUUUUUGACAGAAUGACUUCCCUAAAAAUACUGAAUUUGUCAAGAAACAAAAUUCAAAGAAUUGAAAGCGGCGCUUUCGAUGCAAACGUUAAUUUGCAAGCAAUCAGACUGGAUGGAAAUUCCUUGAAAGACAUAAGAGGUCUCUUUGUCAAUCUUCAUAAUCUUGUAUGGUUAAAUAUUUCUGAUAAUCAGUUGGAAUCUUUUGACUACGCCAUGAUACCAACAGGAUUGCAGUGGUUAGACAUUCACGCCAACAGAAUAGCUGAACUGGGAAAUUACUUUGAAAUUGAAUCGCGGUUAUCACUCAGUACUUUUGAUGCUAGUUCUAACCGACUUACAGAAAUUACAGGCAGCGCUAUACCAAACUCUGUAGAAAUGUUAUAUUUGAAUGACAACUUAAUUUCAAAGGUGCAAUCAUACACAUUUUUCAAAAAACCUAACUUGACUCGAGUGGAUUUAUAUGGGAACAAAAUAACAAACUUAGAUCCAAAUUCAUUGAGAAUUUCAGCUGUACCGCAAGAUAAAUCUGUGCCAGAAUUCUUUAUUGGCGGGAACCCAUUAGAGUGUGAUUGCACAAUGGAGUGGCUUCAAAAAAUAAACACUGGGAACAGAGCAAGAACUCAGCCAAAAUUAAUGGACUUGGACAGCAUAAAUUGUAAAUUACUUUAUAAUCGUGGCAGUACGCAUGUAGCUCUAUUAGACGCCGCUCCUCAUCAAUUUUUAUGUAAAUAUGAAUUUCAUUGCUUUGCUCUGUGUCACUGUUGUGAUUUUGAUGCAUGUGACUGUGAAAUGAGUUGCCCUAAUAAUUGCACAUGUUAUCAUGAUCAGUCGUGGUCAGCAAAUGUAGUAGAGUGUUCGAACGCCGGCUACGUGAACACGUUACCAGAGAGAAUACCGAUGGAGGCCACGCAACUGUACCUUGACGGUAACGACAUUAAAAUGCUUCCGAGUCACGCUUUUAUCGGUAGAAAGAGACUAAAGAUACUUUUUUUGAACUCAUCAAACAUCGAAACUAUUCAUAACCGGACAUUCAAUGGAUUGAGAGAACUCGAAGUGCUGCAUUUAGAUCACAACAGUCUUACUACGAUAGAAGGACAGGAAUUUGGUGGAUUGGAUAAUUUGCGAGAACUUUACAUAAACAACAACAAAAUAAAACAUAUUGGAAAGGAAAUGUUUAACCAUAUGUCCCGACUUAAACUACUACAUAUACAUAAUAAUAGACUGAUAACAUUAUCAGUAUGGCAAAUCAAUCCAGCGAUAACAGAAAUCACACUUUCUUAUAAUCCAUGGUCAUGUGAUUGUGAAUAUACGGAAAUGUUCCGAGAAUGGACGAAACGAGUUAAUUCUAUAGUAGACCAGUUAAACAUAAAAUGUAUAUUCACGAAAAAUAACAAUACCGAUUUGGUGGUCUACAAUGAAAGCAUGUACGACAACCCUCAUUCCGGUUUUAAUAUUAUAUAUGAAAAUGGUACUAUUUGCACGGGACUGCCAAGUAUAAACAACAGUAUUAAUGGCAAUUUGACGGCUACAAAAACCAUAAUCACUAACGAAGAGGUACCAGAUUACAUUCCGCUGCUUGUAGCAACUCUGGGGGCAUUUUUACUCGUGUCAUUUGUGAGCAUGAUUGUCUUUAUAUUUAGACAAGAGAUGCGAGUGUGGUUUCAUUCAAAGUUUGGAGUUAGAUUGUUUUAUAGAACAAGUGACAUUGAUAGAGAUGACCGUGAAAAGAUGUUCGAUGCGUUUGUGAGCUAUAGUUCUAAAGAUGAAGCUUGGGUGACGGAGGAGUUGGCUGCAGUGCUAGAACGCGGAGACCCCUCAUAUAAACUCUGCCUGCAUUACAGAGAUUUACCCGUAGGCGGUUACGUCGCCGAUAACAUAGUGCAGGCUGUGGAAUCAUCGCGCCGUACUAUAAUGGUGCUCAGUGAGAACUUUAUAAGAAAUGAGUGGUGUCGGUUCGAGUUCAAAUCGGCUCAUCAUCGCGUUUUGAGAGAUCGCCGGAGAAGACUAGUGGUGGUUUUGUACGGUAAAGUGCCUCAGAAGGACCUAGAUCCUGACUUAAGACUGUAUUUGAAGACGAACACUUGUCUUCAGUGGGACGAUAAGUUGUUUUGGGAGAAGUUGCGAUUCGCGUUACCGGAUGUGUCGGGUAAUCAGAGGUGUAGAGGCGUUCCGAGUCCGGGGGGUGUCGCUAUGCACAGGCAUCACCACGCUCGCAACCACUUAGGUGCCUUGCCACCUCCCCCUGUGCACGGAGCACACCCUGUGCUACCUCCUCAUCCUUCACACGUCCCUCACCAAGUGCCACCGCGUGCCUCACCUCGUACUAUGUCCGUCCAUGUAUGAAAAGUGUCAGAACUACAAAAGUGAAGUGAAGUGAUAAGUACUCCAUAAAAAGUGUGAAAACGACUGUUAAAAAUGUGAUGGCUAGUCUGCGUACGUAUGUAUUGUAAAUAUGUUAAUGAAUAAGUGAACAUAAUGUAAAUACGCUUAAUUUUAAUAUAGCUGAAACUGCAUACACUAAAGUUAGCUGUUACAUUCGUUAAUUUGCUACAAAUACGCCAUUUUGAAAAUAGUUUGGUAAAUUUCAUUUUUGUGUAAGAUUUGAAGCAAUUUUGAUUUGUAUACUAAGUAUGUAGAUAUAUUUUAUUAGGCCUUUUCAGGCUGUGUUUCCAUGGGCAAAACUUGCCGUUUACUAUUAAUGUGACUUAAAAUGGCAUCAUUGCCACUAUCUGUGAUAAAACAUAGUUGUAAUUUAGUAUUUGUAGGAUAACAUCCCAACAAUGUAUAUUUUGUACUUUAGUCAUAUAAAAAUAUUUAUUGUAAAUAUUUUCCAAAAUUGACUGUGUCAAAAAGUGAUAAAGUAAAAUAAAACAUGAGAUCAAACAUAA
Messenger RNA from Chilo suppressalis (striped riceborer), 4714 nucleotides. The record is from the annotation of a GenBank genome assembly. NCBI's taxonomy places the organism in Eukaryota, Metazoa, Arthropoda, Insecta, Lepidoptera, Crambidae.